UUCAAUACUUUAUUGUUAUUUUCAAAAAUUGUAUAGUGUGUGUUGUAGAAGUAUAAAUUCGAUAAAUUUUUUCAUUAAAUAUGUCAAGUUCUGAUGAUGACUUAGAUGCAUUACAACUUUCAGCCGAAGCGCAGAAAGCUUUAAAAGAAUUUUAUGAAGAACAAAACGAAAAAUUAUUGUCAGAUUGUGAUGAUAAAAAAGAUGCAAGCGAUUUAAAGUUCGACGAAGAUUGGCAAUUAAGCCAAUUUUGGUAUGAUGAUGAAACAUGUGAGCGAAUUGUUGAAUGUGUUCAUAAAACAGUUGGAUCAAAUGGUAGUGUAGCAUUGAUAUCAUGCCCUACGUUAUAUAAAACCUUUAAGAAAAAGUCACCAACAAUAUUAAUUAAACUAUUUGAAUUUGAUAGAAGAUUUAGUGCUUAUGGUUCAGAUUAUGUUUUUUAUGAUUACAACGAACCAAUGAAAUUUGAUGAAGAAUUAUUGAACAGUUUUGAUUUAGUUGUUGUUGACCCACCAUUUCUGUCUGAAGAGUGUUUAACAAAAUCACUGCAAACUACAAAAGCUCUUACAAAACAACAUGUUAUAUUGUGUACAGGGGAAAUUAUGGAAGAAAUAGCAACAAAGUUACUAGAUGUCCAUAAGUGUUCAUUUGAACCAAAGCAUAAAAAUAAUCUUGCUAACCAAUUUGCUUGUUUUACAAAUUUCUCAUCUGAACUUGAUUAGUAAGUAGUUACCAGUUUCCUUAACUUCCACUGUGAAAUUAAUAAAUCUGAUGUAUUCAAAUAAUUCCACAUAAUUACAGUUAUUAUACAUUUAUUUAAC
Melanaphis sacchari is the source of this 818-nucleotide messenger RNA. RefSeq names its product EEF1A lysine methyltransferase 1. Gene Ontology annotation, molecular function: protein-lysine N-methyltransferase activity; nucleic acid binding. The record is from RefSeq and is a predicted model, not a curated record. The coding region runs from base 81 to 719 and encodes 212 amino acids. Gene Ontology annotation, biological process: methylation. The transcript has 4 exons. Lineage: Eukaryota; Metazoa; Arthropoda; Insecta; Hemiptera; Aphididae.